CAAAAAUAUUACGGUUUGGCAAUUAUGAGAAAUCAAGAUAAUGUAGACGAAAUGUAUAAAGCAAUCUGGGCUACGUUUUAUCAUUUGUGUUCAACUGAUGAGAAACCAAACCAUGAUAAUUGUCCAGAAGGCGCAGAAAGUUGGUGCGCUUAUCGCCGCGCGGAAGCUGAAGGAAUGUUGAGUAAGUUUAAGCACGAUUACCUCCCACUGGAUCCAGAAGUUGAAAAAGGUCUAAAGCCUAUUUAUGAAGAUUUAUCUCGGCAUGAAUUGCUUGAUAGAUGCAAAGGUAGUAAUACUCAAAACAAUAAUGAAAGUUACAACGGUUUACUUUGGCACUUUUCACCAAAGCACCUUCAUAAUGGAUUGAAAACUAUUGAAUUAGCAAAUUUUUUUGCAACUUCAAUAUUCAAUGACGGUUACUCCUCAAUUUUAAAGAUAUUUAAUGUAAUGGGAGUAAAAGUUGGACCUGCAGCAAGAGAUUAUACGGCUCUUAAGGACGAGACGAGACUACGAAUCGCUGAUCAUCGCCAACGGGCUUGUUCAAAAGAGGGUCGAUCAUCUCGAAGAAGAGCUUCUUCAGCUCAACAAGCACUUUUUGAGGAAGAGGAAGGUGAAUUAUAUGGGCCUGGAAUAGCAGAUUAGCUGUUUUAUCAACGGAGAAGGCUGCAAUCACUCCAGCAGUGUAGGACCUUUUUUUUUUGGCGCCGCCGGAGAUCGCGUGUCAUUUCAAAAAUAUUUAAUAUUUUAUUUCAAAAAUUUUACCGUGUAUUCUCAAAACAUGUAUAAAUAUACCCUCAAAAUUUUAAAUAGAUGGAUUCACUAGUUUUUUUUUUUUUUAAUUCCCAAAAAUGGCCUUUUUUUAGGUUGUCACACUAGGUGUGCCCCU
This is a messenger RNA of Daktulosphaira vitifoliae (grape phylloxera), 886 nucleotides long. RefSeq lists its product as uncharacterized. The transcript is spliced from 2 exons. NCBI's taxonomy places the organism in Eukaryota, Metazoa, Arthropoda, Insecta, Hemiptera, Phylloxeridae. The record is from RefSeq and is a predicted model, not a curated record. The coding region runs from base 25 to 642 and encodes 205 amino acids.